Molecule: messenger RNA, 1083 nt
Organism: Raphanus sativus (radish)
Lineage: Eukaryota; Viridiplantae; Streptophyta; Magnoliopsida; Brassicales; Brassicaceae
Product: U2 small nuclear ribonucleoprotein A'
Exons: 7
Coding region: 76-834 (252 amino acids)
Biological process (GO): mRNA splicing, via spliceosome
Molecular function (GO): protein binding; U2 snRNA binding
Source: RefSeq, a predicted model, not a curated record
CGACACCUUUCUCUCUUUCAUCUGAAUCCGAGGAGCAAGAGUGCGAGACGGUGUAAAACCCUAAGUAGUAGAACAAUGGUGAAGCUAACUGCUGAUUUGAUCUGGAACAGUCCUCACUUCUUCAAUGCCAUCAAGGAGCGAGAGUUGGAGCUACGAGGUAACAAGAUUCCUGUAAUCGAGAACUUGGGUGCUACCGAGGACCAGUUCGAUACGGUAGAUCUGUCUGAUAAUGAGAUAGUUAAGCUGGAAAACUUCCCACUUCUCAACCGGUUAGGGACUCUGAUUGUAAAUAACAAUCGGAUCACUCGGAUAAACCCUAACAUUGGAGAGUUCUUACCGAAGCUGCACACUUUGGUUCUUACGAACAACAGGCUUGUGAAUUUGGUUGAGAUUGAUCCCCUAGCCUCCAUUCCAAAGCUUCAGUACCUUAGUUUAUUGGAUAAUAAUAUCACCAAAAAGCCGAAUUAUCGCCUUUAUGUGAUUCACAAGCUCAAAUCGCUUCGGGUGCUGGAUUUCAUUAAAGUUAAAUCCAAGGAGAGAGCUGAAGCUGCAGCUUUGUUUUCAUCUAAGGAAGCAGAAGAGGAAGUUAAGAAGGUAUCUCAGCAGGAGAUUCAAAAAGUGUCAGAUACUAUAGAAGAUGCAGAGGCUCCAAAAGUGGUGGCCCCAACACAGGAGCAGAUUUUAGCAAUCAAGGCUGCUAUUAUCAAUUCCCAGACGAUAGAAGAAAUUGCCAGACUCGAACAGGCUUUGAAGUUUGGCCAGGUUCCUGCAGGCCUGAUAGUUCCUGAUCCUUCGUCUGGUGUUAAGGACGGUUCUGCUCCUAUGGAGGAAUAGAAAGUGUGUGGCAAUUGCUCGUCCAAUCAUGGUAGCUGCUACUUGAAUGUCAUAACAAUUAUUUGUAAUCUUUAGUCUGCAUUUGCAGAGAGGUUGAGAGAGAAAGGCUUGCACACAGAAUUUGCCAAAUGCUCUUUUUGCAUUAUAGUUUCUUUCUCAGUUUAUCUUGCAUCUCAUCUAUUAAUGUAAGUCAUUUACUGAGAAAUUUAACUAGAUGAGAAACGUAUGGAGUUGAUUAUUUUUCGUGGA